Messenger RNA from Dreissena polymorpha, 3839 nucleotides. RefSeq names its product toll-like receptor 4. Gene Ontology annotation, molecular function: transmembrane signaling receptor activity; protein binding. The record is from RefSeq and is a predicted model, not a curated record. NCBI's taxonomy places the organism in Eukaryota, Metazoa, Mollusca, Bivalvia, Myida, Dreissenidae. Gene Ontology annotation, cellular component: membrane. Bases 21 to 2657 code for a protein of 878 amino acids. Gene Ontology annotation, biological process: immune response; toll-like receptor signaling pathway. The transcript has a single exon.
UUGCUGUAAAACCAACAAAAAUGGGACGACUUCACAUUGCCGUCGAGUGCAUGUUAUUAUUUGGAAUAUACAAAACAUUGUCUAAAACCUAUACAUGUGGACCGGAUAGCCAAUGUGAAUGUUCUACGGAUAAUCAUGGUUUUGUUAUGGACUGUGAUGGUAAAGAAGUUGCACGACUUUCAGACAUAUGUUCUGCCAUACGAAACACUUUUAUCAAUUCAACUGGUAUAUUAAAAGCUGGUAGAAAUAAUUUUGGAAAUGUUCAUUCAACAGAAUUUGUAGGAUGUGAAAGUUUGUAUAUACUUGAGUUGAACUUCAAUCAAAUAAGUGAAUUUGGAAAAGACAGUUUUAAGAACUUCAGCAGUUUAGAUAUUUUAGACUUAUCUAGAAACAACAUCCAGAUCUUUAAACCUGAGUGGAGUGCUGCUUUUUUGCCAGAAACACUAAGCACACUGAUUCUUGAUGGGUUCACAGUUGAUAACAAUUCUAUACCUAGCUAUCCAAAUCUGUCACACUUGCGAAAACUGCAAACAUUAAAACUAGAUGGUCUUAGCGACAACUUUGACAUUGGUAAACACACAAACAGACUGAAAGAAUUGAGUUUGUCAGGAUUAUCUUUCUACAGUCACUGUAGCAUACCCCAUAUUUCAAACUCGACAUUUAGGCAGUUGUUAUCAAUUGUUAAAUUGAACAUUUCGUCUUGUUCCGUAAGAAGUAUUUCAGCAGGGGCUUUUGAACAGCUUUAUCAUCUAGAAGUAUUAGAUUUAUCUUUUAACAGGAAGCUUGGAUUCAGAUCAUUUGAAAAUUUAUCCUAUGGACUUCAAUUUACAAAUAUUCGAAGCGUCAAUAUUUCAUAUAUUCAUACCACAUUUGGUAUUGGAACAAGACUAUUUAAGCAAGAUAUAUGUUACCUUUGGAACACCAGUGUAGAGGAAAUCGCCAUCUCAGGAAACAGAAUAAUGUCUUUCGAGACCAAUGCAAUAAUACUGCUUCCUGGAUCGUUAACUACCAUCGAUAUGUCUGAAAAUGAAAUCACUUUUGGGCCAUUUUUGUUACAGACAUCGUGUAUGACUAACCUGCGAAUAUUUCUUGGCGGGUUGCAGCAUCUUGCUCACAACCCGUCCAGAUACUUUGCUGACGACACUGAAGAGGAACCAACAUGCAACAAUGACCGGAUGCUUUCUAGAUGUCCAUUUAUGCAUGAAACAUUUCUAAAGCAACUAGCGGCGAAUAAGUCACAGUGUAAUUAUUUGAAAUCCGCUGGGAAAAAAACACCGCGUUCGUCUUACUUUCCAAAAUAUCUAGAAUUUGUUGAUUUGCAUGAGGGAAAUUUCAUUUACAAUUUUUUGAUCGAUUAUAAUAUAACACCAAAUGCUAAUUUUGUCAAAGUUCUCGAUUUGUCGAAUAACAUAUUCAACAUAUUCAUCGGUCAAUUUGGACCGUUUCCCAACAUUGAAGUGUUUAAUAUAUCCCGAUGUUACAUCAUGCAGCUAGGGCAAAAUACACUAAACUAUCCUUCAUUACAAAUCCUGAGACUGGAUAAAAACUACCUUGGCGACCAAUUAGCUGACAGCUUGCGAUCAAAUGUUUUUGCUAACUUAAUAUCAUUAAAGACUCUUAAUUUAUCGGCGAACGGCAUUCCGAUUUUGCAUACAUCGCCGUUUGUGUCAUUAACAAAUUUAACACAUCUUGAUCUUAGCUACAACAAUAUAGGUAUUCUGAAUAUUAUGACUACAUCUUUAAUAAGCUUAUUGAAGAUAGAUUUACACGUAAAUUCACUCCACACAAUUACGAGUGAUAUCCGGAAAAGCUUGGAAAUGAACGCAAACAGAAGAAAUUCCACUUUCGGACUUGACCUACGAAACAACUCGUUAGAUUAUUCGUGUGAAAAUCAAGACUUUCUUAACUGGCUAUACGAACAUAAGAGCAACAUGAAUGCGUUUGAGAUGUAUGUUUUUCGAUUGUCAGAUGGUAGGAUCAUGAAUGUCACAUGGUUCCAGAACGACAUCAGUUACCUCGCAGGUAACUGUAGAUCUUACACGCUUCUGAUCGUCAUUUGCUGUAUCGGCAUAUCUUCAGCACUGGUCACAGUUGUGGGAGGUGUUAUAUACCGACAUCGCUGGAAACUUCGAUACCUGUUGUUCAUGUCUAGGAAGAGAUUCUUCGGUUAUCGUAGAUUACCGGGCUACACGCUAAUAGAAAACUACAUAUUUGAUGCGUUUAUUUCAUACGCAGAGGACAAUUUUAGAUUUAUUUUGGAGGAAGUAAUUCCAAAACUUGAGGCGGAAAACGUUUCUUUGUGUGUGCAUCAGCGGGACUUUCAAGCAGGAAAGGCCAUCUCGGAAAACAUUAUUGAAGCCAUUCAGAGCAGCAGGAAGACCAUCGUAAUACUGUCGGAAGCCUACCUGGACAGCAAGUGGUGCAUGUAUGAAUUCAACAUGGCGCGAAUGGAGAAUCUUUACUCGAGAGAGGAUCAGGGGUGUCUUUUGAUUGUUAUGCUUGAAAAUGUGCCUCACAACAAGAUGCCACUAGAAAUGCUUCGAUGGAUUCAGGAAAACAGUUAUAUUGAAUAUACAAACGAACCAGAGGGUAAUACAAUGUUUUGGGAUAAGAUGGUAUCGGCAACAAAGUUUAAUGUUUUUGCACUUCAGGAUUAAGAUAGGUCUGAUACCCGAUAUAACCAACAUUUAUUAUGUUAUUUUUAAAAGUAUAAUAUUUGCAUCGAUGUGUAUUUUUUCACUGAACUUUAUUAUAUGAAAAUAAUACAUUUUAGUAAAUCAAGGUAAUCCCGCAAUGCUUUGCUUGGUUGACAGUUCGUAUGGGUUAAUAAUUUUAAUUAGUGUGUGUUUCCUAUGGUUGUGUCUAUCGUCUUAACUUUUGUGCAAUUGCUCACUUGCAAUAAUUUAAGGGUCUCUUGCUGAUGCGAUUGGAGCUGCACUUUAUGGUGUUCUGUUAGAACAACAAUGUACUAUAUUAUGUAUAAAACAUAUUAUCUGUCAAUGUAUUGGUAUAUAAGAAGUAAGAUUGUGCCUCAAGGAUUUGCAGCAUUAAAUUGGCAUUUGUAUUUAACUCACCAAAGUACGCGUUUUUUACUAGAUAUUGAUAAUUCGGUAAAUUGUUAAUUGGUGGCUGAUUUAUACGUGAAUGUUUCAAUGCUUGCAUAAAUAUAUUUACACCAAUCAAUAAAAUUGAGUUUUAAAAUCGUUCCAAAUAUAUGAUGUGUUUGUUAAUAUUGUUCACGUUUAAUUUUAUCACCACGAUUUGUCGUGCAACUUGGGCUUCACGUGGCUUUUAGCUGAAUGUUGGAAGGAAUAUUGUUUAUUUUUGCUAAGAAAUGAGAGAAAUCUGUUAUUAGGAGUAUAUACACAACAAGGCAAUAUAAUCGCAUUUGUCGCACAAUGCUCUUGUGGCUUUAUGGAAAUUUCAGGACGAAGAUCCGAUUAUUUUAUAUGUUGCUUUGUCAGUUUAAUAAAAAACGACAUGCAGUCAUUUCAUUUCAUAAAUAUUCAAAAGUUACACUUAUAUUGGCUCUGGUGAUAACAAACACUGAAUUGUUAAAUAAUACUAAUUAUCUCAUUAAAAUAUAUUUUAUAACCAUUUCUCUUGAUUCCUAUAAUAUGCCAUUUAUAUUUAUUUACACUUAUAUUUUUUGUAAAUACUCUUAACUACCGGUACUUUUGAGUGUUUGAGCUAAAUACAAUCUUUAAAAAUAAUCCCAAAGAACCACUCCUGUAAUCAUGGUUUGUGUUUGUUUUGCAGGCGUGAGCUCUGUCUAGUGUUGAUGCAAUUUGUCAGACUGUUUUUAAAUUGGUUACUGUUAAUAAAUGCCAUACCUUUUA